AUGCACGUGCUCGCCACCAACCCCGAGCUGUACGGCACACUCAUCGAAGCCCAGGCCAUCCCGCUGUUCAUCACCCUCCUCAGCCACGAGAACAGCGACAUCGUCGGCGCCACGUUGAAUUUGUUACAGGAGCUCACCGACGUCGACAUCCUCAACGAGAGCGUGGAGGGCGCUGAACAGCUCGUCCGCGCCCUGCUUGACGCCCGCAUCGUGGAGUGUAUUGUCGCCUCCUUCGCCACGCUGAACGAAACGGUCAAAGACGACGCGGACGCGCUGCACAACGGGCUGACGGUUUUUGAAAAUAUCCUCGACUUCCACCCGGCCUUUUCACAGGAUUGCGUCCAGCAUGGCCUCUUCCAGUGGCUCCUCAAGAGGGCCACGCAGCGCGGCACGUUCGACGGGAACAAGAUGUACGCGAGCGAGAUGCUGGCGCUGCUGCUGCAGACUAGCGACGCGGCCCGGGAGCAGCUGACGGCGAAGGUGGACGGGAUGGAGCUGUUGCUCAGGGCCCUGGCCUCCUACAAACGACACGACCCGACGAGUCUCGACGAGCGCGAGCAUAUGGAGAAUCUCUUCGACGGCCUCUGCUCCUCCCUCCUCCACCCGCCCAACCGCAAGAAGUUCCUCGACGGCGAGGGCCUGCAGCUGAUGAACCUGAUGCUGCGCGAGCGGAAGCAGAGUCGCGAGAGCGCGUUGAAGGUGCUCGACCACGCCACCACCGGCCCCGAGGGCAAGGAGAAUUGCGCAAACGGCAAGGUCGACAAGUUCAUCCAGCGCCAAAACAAGGAGAACACCACGCCGGCGGACAAGGGCGACGGCGACAAGAUGCGCGAGUACCUCGACCGGCUCGACGGCGGCCUCUACACCCUCCAGAACGUCACGCUCCUACUGUCGGACAUUUGCGUGCAGCUGAAUUCGGCUCGGCAACGGGCCAUCAAGCUGUUCUCGAUGAAGGUGCGCCAGGAGAAGCUCAGCGCCCAUUUUAUCCCGAUCCUCUCCGAAUACGCGGAAAACCUCGGCGAGACCGCGGACGAGGAGCGCCGUCGCAUCGACACGUUCAUCGCCCGGCUCAACGCCGCCGAGAAGGCCGAACGAAAGCAA
Messenger RNA from Mesorhabditis spiculigera, 1101 nucleotides. Lineage: Eukaryota; Metazoa; Nematoda; Chromadorea; Rhabditida; Rhabditidae. The record is from the annotation of a GenBank genome assembly.